This is a messenger RNA of Poecilia latipinna (sailfin molly), 1100 nucleotides long. RefSeq names its product cystatin-A5-like. Gene Ontology annotation, molecular function: cysteine-type endopeptidase inhibitor activity. The coding region runs from base 311 to 610 and encodes 99 amino acids. The transcript is spliced from 3 exons. The record is from RefSeq and is a predicted model, not a curated record. Gene Ontology annotation, cellular component: cytosol. Lineage: Eukaryota; Metazoa; Chordata; Actinopteri; Cyprinodontiformes; Poeciliidae.
AUCAUCUAUUCAUUAAAUGCAUAUUCUUAGCAUAGAAAUACUUUUAGGCUUCACUUUGUGGUAUGCUGAUGUUUAAAAGUUCAAACAUUUGACUACGUGAUAAUGUCUUUUGAAAGGCGAGCCACAGAGUGAACUGUAGAGUGAGCUUUAACCAAAAUAAAGUGUGGGUUGUCUUCUUAAAUGAAUGCUCCUCCCAGUCUUUAUCCAGAGAACCUUCUGUAUAAAUAAUUCUCAGCUGAAUAGAUGUUGAGCAGUUCAGACUGACAUCAGAUGCUUUACUUUCCUGUUCAGGGCAUCAAACAUCAUCAGGAUGGGUUUUCCAGGAGGUGAACACUACGCCACGAAGGAGAUUCAGGAGAUCUGUGAUCAGGUAAAGACAAAAGUGGAGGAAAUGACUGGCAGGAAUUUGGAAGAAUUUAAAGCGUUUGUCUACAGGGAACUCAAGAUUUCAGUUUCCACUACAUACCAAGUCAAGGUUUAUGUGGGUGGGACUGAAUAUUUCCAUGUGCUGAUCCACCAAACUGCUUCUGAGACAGGAGAGGUCAAGAUAACAGUGGAGCACGUCGAACAGCAUCACGAAAAAGAUGAUGUUAUCAUACCCGUUGACUAAAUAUAAAAUGUAACCUGCUUAACCUCUCUCCAGAUUUCUACUUUACAGCUGAGCUACUUUGUUUUGAUGCCCUUUCAAAGUUUUCACAGUUUUGCUCAUUUGCAUGUGUUGGGGUUGACGGGCUGCGUUGAUCUUAUCAAACUUUGGACUUAUGAUGAAACGGGAGUGAGAAAAAUUGGGUUAAAAAUAAUCAAAAUAAAUUAAAUCAUUGUUUUGAAGCUCUUCAGCAAACUGUUAUCUGUAAACCUGAAAAAAAAAAAGAAUUGCAGGUUCAGGUUUGUUUUACAUUUUAAAAAAAGUAACCACGUUUAAAUAAAUAUUUCAAAUCUCAUCAAAUUCUUCUGUUUUUAUUUUACAUGCCAGUCCAUUAGGAAGUAACUUAAAUUCCCCGUGUGGCUCUUCAAACAGACGAUGCUGCAAAACAUCCUUAUAAAAUAAUUCCAACAGUGGUGGUUCUUGCCAAUCUGGUACUCUGAAAGACCCCCUCCUU